This is a messenger RNA of Quercus robur (English oak), 1275 nucleotides long. RefSeq lists its product as uncharacterized. The transcript is spliced from 3 exons. Lineage: Eukaryota; Viridiplantae; Streptophyta; Magnoliopsida; Fagales; Fagaceae. The record is from RefSeq and is a predicted model, not a curated record. Bases 1 to 1275 code for a protein of 424 amino acids.
AUGGCUACCACCAACAAUGCUCAAGAAGACGAUCCACCGAGAUCUACUGCAUUAGAAAGGCAGUUCCAGACUCUCAUGACAGCAGUAGAACGACUCAAAAAGCAGGACCACAAUCUGGAGGAGCAGCUACGACAAAGGGAGGUAGGACCCAACCUUCAGGAGCAAAACCAGGAAGGUAACAGUGCCGAGCGAAGGGAGCAGGAGAAGCCUGAGCGCAGUAAUGCCCCAAGCCGACCAGAGCGGCAAAACGGCGUACCAAACGAGAUCAUGUGCAGGACGUUCCCGACCACGCUGAAGGGGCCUGCGAGGGUCUGGUUCAGUAGGUUGACACCAAACUCCAUCAAUACUUUCAAGGAGUUGAGCGCCUUGUUCACCUCACACUUCAUAGGCGGACAUCGAUACAAAAAGUCCACCGCUUGCUUAAUGAAUAUCAAGCAGCGAGAAGACGAGACGCUGCGAGCCUACAUAACUCAUUUCAACAAAGAAGCCCUUUCGAUUAACGAAGCUGACGAUAAAAUACUCAUAGCCGCGUUCACUAGCGGGCUACAGAAGGGUAAGUUCUUGUUUUCCUUAUACAAGAAUGACAAAAAAACCAUGACGGACGUUCUCUACAGGGCUACCAAGUACAUGAAUGCAGAAGAUGCGCUGCUGGCCCGCGAGGAAAGGCCUAAGAAGAGAGAAAGGUUCACCAAUUUCACCCCGUUAACCGCCCCAAUCGACCAAGUAUUGAUACAAAUCAAAGAUGAAGGAGCAUUGACCUUCCCUGGAAAGUUGAAGGGAGACCCCAACAAAAGACCGAGAGACAAGUAUUGUCACUUUCACCGGGACCACGGGCACGACACAACUAACUGCUAUGACCUGAAGCAGCAGAUCGAGGCCCUAAUUAGGCAGGGGAAACUACAGAGGUUCGUUAGCAGGGAAAGAACUGAUACACCAGAAGAACAGGCUCCACGAAGGGAGAACGACCGCCCUAGCCCACCCAUAGGAGACAUACGAAUGAUCGUAGGGGGCACAACUGCAGCCAGAUCUUCCAAGAAAGCCCGCAAAACCUACCUCAGGAUGGUCCAUAGCGUCCAACUCACAGGAUCCGUACCAAAGAUGCCGCGAAUAGAUAAUCCCGUCAUAAACUUUUCAAAGGAUGACGCUCGAAGACUUCACCAUCCUCAUGACGGCGCGCUAGUAGUCAGCCUGCAGAUUGGGGAUUAUAAUAUGCAUCGGGUCCUCGUCGACAACGGCAGCUCAGUAGACAUCCUGUACUAUCCAGCAUUCCAGUAA